UUCUUUUUUCUACUAAAAUGAAUAUAACAGACUCAAGCAACAAUGCAAGUACUUAUGCUUCCGAGCAAGCUCGAUAUGAAAGCUUUUUCCAAUCAGCGUGGGGCACGGAGAUUUCAUACCGAACGGAGCUAGCGCGCGAUGGUUUUUACUUUACAGGAAUAUCGCGACAGGUUAAAUGUUUUUUCUGUGGAUACCUCUACCACGCCUCAAUCUGGCAAGAUUUACACUGGAUUGAACAUCGUCUUCAUUCAUCAGAUUGUCCUUUCAUCCAAGGUCUUCCUUGUGGUAAUAUACCAAGAUCUAUAUCAACUGUUGUUCUACAGGAAAACACGCCUCUAAGAGUCAUGAGGAUCGAGCUGGUAUCAUUUUCAGAAUCAUCCAAUCGACGACGAUACUUUAAGCCGCUGAACCUUCAGUUUAGAACACUACAAAGUCGGACUGAAACUUUCUCAAAUUGGCCGAUCAAUGAGAUAAUAACACCCAAAGAACUUGCAGAGGCCGGAUUCUUUUACACUAGAGUAUACGAUCACACCAGAUGUUUCAACUGCAAUGGAACAAUCUCAAAUUGGGAAGGAGAUAAUGCAUGGGCUGUCCAUGCAUAUUACUUCCCUAAAUGUAGUUAUCUAUAUUUGAAGCGAGGACAGAUGUUCGUAGAUGAUAUCAACUCCCCAACAGAUACAGUUACUCCCCUUACAGAGCUACCACAACCCACUGAUGAUAAGGACAGAUACACUUGCAAGAUAUGUCUCGACAAAGAAAUCGGUACAGUAUUCGCACCAUGUGAUCACGCUAUCUCUUGCAUCGAUUGUGCGACACAGCUUGACGAUUGUCCAAUUUGUAAAUCAAGUAUCUCUCAUAUAUAG
This is a messenger RNA of Panonychus citri (citrus red mite), 863 nucleotides long. RefSeq names its product baculoviral IAP repeat-containing protein 2-like. The record is from RefSeq and is a predicted model, not a curated record. NCBI's taxonomy places the organism in Eukaryota, Metazoa, Arthropoda, Arachnida, Trombidiformes, Tetranychidae.